AUGCGUGCUUGGUUGAAGAGCAAAAGACGUGCGCUGUUGAUUUCGUGCUACGAGAUCGCGCAAGAGCAGAGCAUUCCGGGCAGCUACCCCAAGUACUCGAUCACGUCGAGCGUCUCGUUCAUGACGAUGCUCUCGAGCAACAAGUCGUACGCGCUCGCGGCCGCGGCCACGGGCGGCGUCGGCGUCAUGUUCCUCGUCGGCUUCUUCACGACGCGCCAGCGCAACGGCUACAACUCGAUCGCGGGUCAGGCCUUGUAA
Saprolegnia diclina VS20 is the source of this 258-nucleotide messenger RNA. RefSeq lists its product as hypothetical. The record is from RefSeq and is a predicted model, not a curated record. Bases 1 to 258 code for a protein of 85 amino acids. NCBI's taxonomy places the organism in Eukaryota, Oomycota, Saprolegniomycetes, Saprolegniales, Saprolegniaceae. The transcript is spliced from 2 exons.